Messenger RNA from Candidozyma haemuli, 1866 nucleotides. RefSeq lists its product as uncharacterized. Lineage: Eukaryota; Fungi; Ascomycota; Pichiomycetes; Serinales; Metschnikowiaceae. Gene Ontology annotation, molecular function: phosphatidylinositol-3-phosphate binding. The record is from RefSeq and is a predicted model, not a curated record. Bases 1 to 1866 code for a protein of 621 amino acids. The transcript has 3 exons. Gene Ontology annotation, biological process: retrograde transport, endosome to Golgi; protein targeting to vacuole. Gene Ontology annotation, cellular component: endosome.
AUGAGUUCUGGAUUUGGGUCGGAUGACCUCUUUGAAAAUGGAUGGGCCUCUUCUGAGCCCACGCGUCAAGAUCACGGGUUUGGUUCUACUGCUUAUGGAGGCUCCACUUACUUAACUUCGUCUCAGUUGCUUGGAACUGAUAGCUCUACUGCUUCGCCUGCUGCCGACAUUGACUUGUCAGAUAAGAUUCCUGAGUCGUAUAGGGAGAUAUGGGCUCAUUUGCAGCCGAAAUUGCGGUCGGUUAACGACUUGGAGUCGGAGAUAUUCCUUCCGUUGGUGAAUGAACAGCACCUUUCCGAUUACCAGACAUCAAGGAUCAUUGACGUCUUGUAUGACCAUAGUUUGUUGCCUCCUUCGAAAGAGUCUAAUUUCUUCCAGUUGUUGGGCCUCGUGGCUUUGGAAUUGGACCUUGCUGGUACUGGCGAUUACGUCACUCUUCAGUUUAAACUCAAUUCGGGUCUUCCUGACUUUACACCCGAGGUGACGGAUUUGCUUCUUGGCAAAGCUCCUCCACUGCAACAAAGCUCCGGAAAGAAACCUGGCGUGCUGGUGCCUGCCGAAUCCGAUCCGUUGUCUUCCCACUUGGCUUCCACGUCGCUUGACCAGAAUACGGAGAAUAUGCUUGCAGACCAUUCCAAUAUCCUGAUUGACCCAGAUACAACAGCACCAGAGGUAUCGCAUGUGAAUGAUUUCCCAUUUAUCACAAAAUAUGUCACGGAUCUUCGGGAUAAGUUCAAGCCAUUGAUUGGCGCUGGCGACUCGGUCAGUAUCAAAGAAGUCCCUGAGAAAGAGGGUCUUGUUUUUAAGCAUAUCAACUAUUCCAUCACCCACAGCUUGAAGCUCGGCAUGCACAGCCCUGCUGGCCAAAAAAGAGUUACCAGAAGAUACUCAGAUUUUGCAUGGCUCCUUGAAUUCCUUUUGAAAAAAUACCCCUUCCGUGUGAUUCCGGGCCUUCCGCCCAAAAAGUUUACCGUAGGCGCCUCACCCGAUUCUCAAUUCUUACAAAGAAGGCGCCGAGGCUUGCAUCGCUUCUUGAACCAGCUCGUAAAGCAUCCUGUCUUGGUUCAAGAGCCCAUGGUAAUCACGUUCCUUAGUGUCCCUACUGACUUAGCCUCUUGGAGAAAACAAGCUCGUGUGGACUAUUCUCUUGAGUUCAAGGGCCAGAAGAUUGAAACCGAGUUUGUUAACUCCAUUUGGCCUACCAUUAGUGAAGAGUUCCUCAAUAGCUGGAAGACUGCUGAAGCAAACAUGCCCAGGAUAAUCGAAACUUGGACUAAGAUGGUUCUUCUUGUUGAGAGAUACGAAAAGAGACAACAACAGAUUGCAUUUGAUAACGGAAAGUUUGUUGAAAUGAUAAAUCGCUUCACCGAGCUUGACCAUGUCAUUUACCCACACAGGGAUCCUGAAAACAAGGUCCUCAACACCCUCAACAAGGACGAUACGACUUCCAUCAACGACUCUUUGAGUUCAAUCUCGGCAUUCUUCAACAAGUCUUCUACAUAUUUGAUUGACGAGAGCUACCUCAUCAACACGACGGUUUUGGAGAAGUUCAAGAACUUCUUGGACUACUUAUAUUCUUUACAAGAACUAUUUGACAGAGCAAAGAAACAGUCCGUCAACUCGAUCCCACAGCUUCAAAGAAAGAUCGAGGAGAGUCAAGCCAAGUUCGACAGACUCAAUGAAAACGGUACUGACAUGAAGGGAAGCGAUAUCGCUAAGCUCAAGCAAGCUAUUAUCAAUGACAAGCAGGAAAUGUUCCAGCAGCUCAACAAAGACUGGCUUAUCAAGAGCUGUUGCUUCCAUGAGUUUGCCAUGUUCCAAGAGACGCAUUCCAAGACAAGUUCACCAAUCUCUAUGACAGUUUGA